AUGUUGACAUGGUUAGAUCAACCACCGUGCCACAAAACAGCAGCAGCACUGCAGAGCCCGCCUGUGAUCUCUCAGAAUGGUGACCUACGCUGAUUAUCCACUGGAUUAUUACAAUUACAGUGACAACUUGACAGAUGAAUUCUUUAACAUAAGUUUGUGGGUGGAUUGUGACGCCUCAAAGUUUCGCGGUUCCCACAUCUUCCUUCCCAUUGCGUAUUACCUCAUCUUUUUCACGGGUUUUUUGGGAAACCUCUUCGUGAUCUCAGUCGUGGGCGGCAAAGGCAGGAGAGGCGGGCGACUGGUGGACACGUUCAUUGUCAACCUGGCCCUGGCCGACCUCAUCUUCGUCCUCACUCUGCCGCUGUGGGCCAUCUCCGCCAGCCAGGGCGGCUACUGGAACUUUGGAGAAGUUGCGAACCUACUGUGCAAGCUGAGCAGCUACAUCAUUGCCGUGAACCGCUUCUCCAACAUCUUCUUUCUUACCUGCAUGAGCAUUGACCGCUACCUGGCCGUGGUGAAACUGAUGAAUUCGAAGUACCUGAGGAGCAGUCGGUGCAUUCGCUUCACCUGUGCUGCGAUCUGGUUGAGCUCCCUGGCUCUCGGCAUCCCGUCCUUGCUGUAUCGUAGAUUGGUGAUCAACGACGAUGGAUACAUCUGCGUGGAAAAUAACAACUCCUAUUUUUUCCUUGGCCUGAGCCUGGCCAUGGCUUUACUCACCUUCGUCUUCCCGGUGUUAAUCAUCGUGCUCUGCUACGGCUCCAUCGUCGUGCAUCUCAACAAGCACUGCGUUGCUACGGUGAACCCUCGCGCUGCAGCCCGCCGCAGACACUCCCUCAAGAUGGUCCUCCUCAUCAUAGUGGCCUUUGUGGUGUCUUGGCUUCCCUUCAACCUUUUCAAAGCUAUCAUGAUCGGCUCGCAUCUCUCCAACUCCAGUCAGAGCUGUGAAACUCAGUCAUGGCUGAAUAACGGGCUCCUCGUCUCAUGCUGCCUGGCCUUCCUCAACAGCUGCGUGAAUCCAGCCAUCUACUUCUUCUUCGACCAUCACUUCAGACGACGGGCCCAGAUCCUGUACAAGACCUGCACAGGACAGUCGAAGUUGCUACAGGGUUACCAGUCGUCAACUUCUUUCUCCAACUUUGGCACCUCAGAGAGCUUUGGAACAACUGGUGGGAGAAGUCAGCUUCAGACGUUAGAGUAGGAGUAAGAGGCAGAUUCUUAUCCUGGUAUCAUUGUUCUUCAUUCGUUUAAAAGCUGUGUGGUAACAUGUUAAUGCAAAUUUUGAUAAACGAUAAAACUUUUUUUUUUUCAGUUAGUACAAUAAUGUGAAUUUCUUUUUUCGUACAUUUCCUUUUAUUCUUACUUUCUAUAAAUAUUGUGUAUGCUGUUUAUACUGCUUAAACUGAACCAUAUAGUACAAUAGAGUUGAUAUAAAUGUGAAAAUUCACCAAUAUCUUUUGUUUGUGUGAAAACCCUGUACAGCAGAGCAUUAGCAGAAUAGAAUUUUAAAGAGUAAAUAGUAUAUAUAUAGAGAGAGAAAGACAGAGAGUAUAUAUAAUGUAUAAAUCUAAUGAACAACUGAUGUGUUGCAUUUUUCUUUACUCUGUUUUAUUAUACAUCAAAGACAAGAAUUUAUUUCAUUAUUAUAAAAUGUUUGAUCCAAAUAAUGUUUGAAAUGUACAUAUUGCUGUGUUAAAGAAAGUUGCAUUUCUAAAAUAAAAAUAUAAAAU
Messenger RNA from Toxotes jaculatrix (banded archerfish), 1727 nucleotides. RefSeq names its product G protein-coupled receptor 25 (gene gpr25). Lineage: Eukaryota; Metazoa; Chordata; Actinopteri; Toxotidae. Gene Ontology annotation, molecular function: G protein-coupled receptor activity. The record is from RefSeq and is a predicted model, not a curated record. Gene Ontology annotation, biological process: immune response; G protein-coupled receptor signaling pathway. Gene Ontology annotation, cellular component: membrane. The transcript has a single exon. Bases 77 to 1198 code for a protein of 373 amino acids.